Molecule: messenger RNA, 1906 nt
Organism: Orussus abietinus
Lineage: Eukaryota; Metazoa; Arthropoda; Insecta; Hymenoptera; Orussidae
Product: dynein regulatory complex subunit 3
Exons: 9
Coding region: 80-1744 (554 amino acids)
Molecular function (GO): protein binding
Source: RefSeq, a predicted model, not a curated record
GUUACUUGUUUUUAGAAAAUAUGAAUUAAAGUGGACAUAACACUGCUUAAAAGUUAUUUAAAUAAUUACCUCCGAGACAAUGACUCACGGAGAUCAGUCUACGAUCCUUCACAAAUCCGAGGAGCGUGGUGUUAUUAAUAAAGAAUUGUUAAUAGCCUUGGUAACCGAACAAGGACCAAAACGAGAGGCUGGUAGACUCUUUCUCGAAGAUGGAAUUCAAUUAGAAAAUGUCACUGACAUUCGAAUAGAAUUUCUCAAUAUUUUAAAUAUCGAUCACCUGUGGGUUAUGCCAAAUUUAGUGAAAUUAAAGUUAUCUAAUAAUAGGAUAGAGAAAAUUGAAAAUCUAGAUAUGCUGGUCAAUCUGAAAGAAUUAGAUUUAUCCUUUAAUAAUAUAUGUAUAAUGGAGAAUUUAAAUAACUUGAAAAAAUUGGAGGUCUUACAGCUCUUCGAGAAUGAAAUAUCUGUCGUCGAAGGCAUAGAUGAUUUGCAAGGGCUGACAAUUUUUAGUAUUGGCAAUAAUAAAAUUGCUGAUUGGGAUCAUGUUAUGUACUUAAGGAAAUUCAAAAAAUUACGCAGUCUUAAUAUUUCUGGAAAUUCUUGCAUGGAACAAGAGGGUUAUUUAGAUUAUUUAUUCGCGUUUAUGCCACAACUUGUAUAUUUUCAGUACAAGAUGAUCAAGGAAGAGCAGCGUCAAGCUGCUGUCCAAAUACAUUUUCGAGCUAUUCAUAAAUUAGAGGAAAAGGAAGCAAAAGAAAAAGAGGAGGUCGACAAACAAAAAGCAUUCGAAGAGCAUAUUGCUCUUCUAUCAAUUUCUUAUGUUGAAUAUCUAGAUGGAGAUUAUUUGUUUGAAAAAAUGUUUGAACACGAUAAGGACGGCAAAGACCUACAGGGAUUAAAUGAUGACACUCAAAAUGCCUUUGAAGAGUACAGAAAAAUUUUUUCUGCUAUAAGUCAGGAGCUUUAUGAACUCGGUCUGAAGGAACAAAUCAAAAGAUCUGAUGAAAUUACAUUAUUUAAAGACAUUGUCAAUGAAGGGAAGGAUGCCAAUCAAAAAGAUGCAAGGCAAAUAGUAGAUGAUGUACUGGAGAAAAAAGCUGAAAUUAUUUCUGGCAUAAAAGAAUUGAUUGAAUCGAUGACAGAAGAAUUGGAUCCUGAUAUACUCUAUGAAAAGGUGGAGAGCGCUCAGCAUCAUUCUGAACAAUUCAAUGAUUUACUCUCAAAAACUUGGGCAAAGCUGAUGCAUCAGGAAGUAGUACUGCACGAGCAGAUGGAAGACAUCAAUGAGGUCUUCAAGAUCAAUAUGACAGAUAUGGUUGGACAGUUCUUGGAAACAGCUCAAGGAUAUUUUUCUCAAAUGCGCAGCAUCGAAUCAGAGUUUAACAAUACCAUGGGAGUAUUGGCAACUCUUGUCAUGAACAGUUAUGGUGGUCCCGAUGAUGCAAAAAUGCCUCCUCAUCUAUUAGAUAUUUGUGGCGACAAGGAUACACUUAGUAACAAUCUUGCUGCAACUCAUGAUAUACAUUUACAGGUAAUAGAUGACAGAGAAGAUCGUAUGGUCAGUCGAUUAAAAACGUGGGUUGAAGAGUAUACAGAAAAGAACGUUAGCGAGGAGAGAGAUCGUCAUCGACGUCAAGUUUUAGAAAUAUCUCAUUUUCUGGAUUACCAACGAACAGAGUUCAAUGCAUUACAACUGCAGAAUGCAGGCAACACCGAUCCAGACGUUGCUGCAGUACUUGAGGAAUAAAUAACUACGUUUCAUCAAUUUAGCAUUUUUAUACCACUUUUAUAUAAAAGAUAUAAACGUGUGUUAAAACUCGUUUAAAAGGUCGUAUACUUCAAAGGUGUACAAAGUAUGUAUAAACUAUGUGUAACAAAGAUUUUAUAAACAUUUCACUGUACGAAAAUA